This is a messenger RNA of Guyanagaster necrorhizus, 2482 nucleotides long. RefSeq names its product kinase-like protein. Gene Ontology annotation, biological process: protein phosphorylation. Bases 151 to 2184 code for a protein of 677 amino acids. The transcript is spliced from 10 exons. The record is from RefSeq and is a predicted model, not a curated record. Gene Ontology annotation, molecular function: ATP binding; protein serine/threonine kinase activity. NCBI's taxonomy places the organism in Eukaryota, Fungi, Basidiomycota, Agaricomycetes, Agaricales, Physalacriaceae.
UCUUGCUUUACUUGCAUUCACACAGAUAUCCAUGGUCGCAGGGCUGCGCCUCGAGACCUUGGAUUCAGGACCGCUCGAUUCUUGAAGAAUCUCGCUUGACAUCACAACGUUGCCGUGUUACGCUAUCUGAAUUCUUACACAUUGUGGCGAAUGAGUCAAGGUUCGAAAGUAAACUUGAAUCUACUAAGUUGGACCAUCACUCCUUAUGAAGUCGACGACGAGGGAAAGAUCGGGGGCUCGUCCUCUGAUGUUUAUAGGGGAACGUGGCUUGAACAAACUGUGGCUAUCAAGGUUGUUGCAGAGACGACUCCAAGAAAUCUAUUCAUCCGAGAGGUCGGGAUCUGGAAGACGCUGCAACACCCGAACGUACUGGAGCUAUAUGGUGCCAGCAGUGCGAGUGGUGAUCCACCGUGGUUCUUCGUCAGUCCCUAUCUGAAGAACGGAACGUUGGUGGAGUUCUUGCGACGGGUGGACGGGGGCACGACUGGAGGAUUAUCCGAUUCGCGGAAUUCUAUGGGUGCUGGCUGGAAGGGAUGGGACCUUCUAAAGUUCAUGCAUGAGGUCGCCGAGGGAAUGGCAUACCUGCAUAGUAACGGCGUGUUGCAUGGAGAUCUCAAGGCAUCUAAUGUUCUUGUCGAUAAUGGGCUUUGCUGCGUCAUCUCUGACUUUGGUCAGAGCGAGAUGAAAUCGGAAGCCUGUCGCAUCAGUGGGAUGCCCCUGCCUUACGGCACAUUGAGGUGGCAGGCGCCGGAAUUGAUGAUGGGUCUAAGCCAGCUGACUACUGAGAUGGACGUGUAUGCAUUUGCGAUGUGCUGUAUCGAGAUUCUGUCCAUGGGACGAAUGCCCUGGCCAUUCAUGGAUGAUUAUGCCGUUAGGAAUUUGGUCCUUGUGAAAGAUUCUCGUCCCGAUAUUCCAUCGACGCAUUUCAGUACUUCAGCUUUGCAAGACUUGAUUGGAACAUGUUGGCAGAGGGAGCCGUCCCUGCGUCCAAACUUCUCCACGAUCGUUCAAGAAUUGAAGCAGAUGCGAAAAAGCUCGGAAUUACCUGAGGUCGUCUCGCUAAAAUUCCCUGAAUGGCGGGACAACGAAAGUUUCGAGUUCCGUGUCUCGCGUCCUAGCCCCGACAUGCAUCCUGUACCUUUGUUACCUGGCACGCCUCCUCGCGACUUGACUCUCGGUCCGCUGCAAGGUUCUCCUUCAGCAUCAUUCCGUACCGCUCGAGACAUGUCGGCCUCACCUCCAAUGCCGUCUCUUCCGUUCCGAGAGGCUCCCAUGAAUGUCCACAUGCCUGAACCCAUGGCAUACAUUUCGUCAGCGCCUUCGAGCCACGCUUCUUCCACUGCCGAGUCGACCACCCCCAGUUUCCAGUCAGAAGAUGAAAGCAUUCGCAAUAUGAUGGAAUACGACGGUUAUGAUUCUCCACCCGUUGCUGAAGCCCGGGAUGAACGCAGGUACAGGCUACUUUUGACCCACGAGUUCCAUCCGUCUCUCACCCUGCCAUUAUGGACCCCGUCUCAGGUGUACCUCGGCGCUGUUGGAUACUUACAGAAGCCAGAGGGUGCCUUUGUAACCUUGUUCAACUGUGUCAAUCCAGAGAAAUCGCCUGAUGAGCAUCCGGUUGGGAUGUCGUCGGUACAUGGAUAUGGCGAGGUUACGGUGCAGAUUCACCGGCCAGACCAGCGUAGCGCCGCCCAAAAGGAUGCUUUUCCUAGCACAUCUUCGCGACGAUAUUCCCACCCGCUUCGUGCCGGACAUAAGACCGCAUUUCUGCACACGGAGACAACAGUUUACACAUAUGUUGAGAACCUAGAUGCGCCGAGGAAGUGGUUCAAGGCUAAUGUUGACGAGAUCCUGGCGACAUACGGAACCCAACAUCGUAUCCAGAAGGAGGACCUCUUCCUGGUUAUCGGAACAUUAACUACUCCCGAUUAUGCGUUGUUUGUCAGUCAUGGACAUCCAGAUGGGCAAGCCUACUUUGAUGUUCUCCCUCCUGGAAAUGGUCAGCCGUGGGGUGUGAUCAAAACCGACAACGAGGUUCCCUCUGAACUCGGUGGUCCUUCUUAUCACGAGGACCUUCCUUUCGUGUCUACCAGCAAGAUAUCCAGAAACGGCUCUCGGGAUGCCACCGUUCUCAUCGCUCGACUACGCUUUAAACCUGACGUUUUAGAACCGACGUCAAUGUAAUCUACUCAGAUCAGUCUGCAUUCCUGCUCCCGCCUCCCAUUCUUCAAUCUAGCAUCAGAAACACACCAUACGUGUGGAAUCAUGACUUCUCGCAUUUUACGGACUUAGAGCAUAUCUUACUUUGGCAUUACUUAUUAUUGAUAUCCACUGCAUUCGCAUCCUUGUGUCCAAUUACCAGAUUCAACAAUUGUAUCUAGAUUGUAAUAUGCCAAAUCACCUGUAACCUGAAGAGAUAGUUGUUGCACCAGCUGUCGACUCUGUGAACAUGAUGAGUAGGGAAGAGUGAAAGCGAUGCCGU